Tupaia belangeri chinensis (Chinese tree shrew) is the source of this 1629-nucleotide messenger RNA. It is a transcript of the gene SERPINI2, whose product is annotated as serpin family I member 2. The transcript is spliced from 9 exons. NCBI's taxonomy places the organism in Eukaryota, Metazoa, Chordata, Mammalia, Scandentia, Tupaiidae. The record is from RefSeq and is a predicted model, not a curated record. Gene Ontology annotation, molecular function: serine-type endopeptidase inhibitor activity. Gene Ontology annotation, biological process: negative regulation of endopeptidase activity. The coding region runs from base 151 to 1368 and encodes 405 amino acids.
AUGUUCAGUGGAAAUAGAAUUGGCCUUGAUCAGCCAGGUGUUUGUGUGUAUGUAUUUCCCAGCAAGCACAUUGUAGUUCUGACCUUCCCGUGAAUAAUCAGAAGCCAAUUUGGGACUAAUACAUUCGGAUUAAACAAUGUAGAAGUCACCAUGGAUGAGAUCUUGUUGUGGAGUCUCCUAUUGACUUUUGCUGGAAGUCAAGCCUCAAGACCCAUGGCUCAGGAAAAUGCUGAAUUUGCGGUGGAUCUUUAUCAGGCUGUCUCCUUAUCUCACAAGAACAACAUUAUAUUUUCCCCCCUUGGAACAACUCUGGUUCUUGGAAUGGUACAACUGGGAGCAAAAGGAAAAGCACGGCAGCAGAUAAGACAGACUUUAAAACUGCAGGAAACCUCGACUGGAGAAGAAUUUUCUGGGCUGAAGUCAUUUUUCUCUGCCAUCGCAGAGAAAAAACAAGAAUUUACAUUUAAUCUUGCCAAUGCCCUCUACCUUCAAGAAGGAUUCACUGUGAAAGAACAGUAUCUCCAUGGCAACCAGGAAUUUUUUCAGAGUGCUAUAAAACUGGUGGAUUUUCAGGAUGCAAAGGCUUGUGCUCGGACCAUAAGUACCUGGGUAGAAAGCAAAACAGAUGGAAAAAUUAAAGACAUGUUUUCUGGGGAAGAAUUUGGCCCUCUGACUCGGCUAGUCCUGGUGAAUGCUAUUUAUUUCAAAGGGGACUGGAAACAGAAAUUCAGAAAAGAGGACACACAGUUGACAGAUUUUACUAAGAAAGAUGGCUCAACCGUCAAAAUUCCAAUGAUGAAGGCUCUUCUGAAGACAAAAUAUGGUUAUUUUUCUGAAUUCUCCAUGAACUACCAGGUAUUGGAAUUGCCUUACAAAGGUGAUGAGUUUAGUUUAGUCAUCAUACUUCCUGCAGAAGACAUGAACAUAGAAGGACUGGAAGGAAGAAUUACUGCUCACCAAAUCCUGAAAUGGUCUUCUGAGAUGCAAGAAGAAGAGGUAGAAAUAAGCCUCCCUAGAUUUAAAGUGGAACAAAAAUUAGACUUCAAAGAAGCUUUAUAUUCUUUGAACGUAACUGAGAUAUUUAGUGGUGGCUGUGACCUUUCUGGAAUAACAGAUUCGUCUGAGGUCUAUGUCUCCCAAGUUGUGCAACAAGUUUUCUUUGAGGUAAAUGAAGAUGGCAGUGAAGCUGCAACAUCAACCGGUAUACACGUCCCUAUGAUCAUGAGUCUGGCUCGAAACCAGUUUAUAGCAAAUCAUCCAUUUCUGUUCAUUAUGAAGAAUAAUCCAACAGAAUCGAUUUUGUUUAUGGGAAGGGUGACAAAUCCUGACACCCAAAAGAUAAAUGGAAGAGAUUUAGAUUCACUGUGAAUGAAAACACAACUUCAGAACAGAAGAUAGUUCCUGGGAAAUAGUUGAUUGGCAAAAUACCACCAUCUUGAAAAUAUUUUCUAUAUACCUUUUUCUGGUUUUAAACUGUACUGUGGUAAUCUGUAUUAAUAGAGAUCUGUGUUCAUGAAAAGUAAAAUUUAAUGUGCAUUUGCAUCUGUUCUUUUUGAGCAUUUUAUAAACUUUAUAAAAAUAAAAAGCAGUGAGCUUACAUGAAGCAUUACCAUGUACCUAUCAGAAUAA